AUGUCUCAGUCCUCAUAUAUCCCAGAAGUAAUUGAAAAUUCAGUCAUAUACAGUUCAACUGGUAAAGGAGUAGUCAACAAUACAAGUCAAUAUCCAACUGGAGGAACAAUGUUGUUCAGUGGGAAAAGAGUACUCAAUUCAGGUCACUACACACCUGGAGCCUCUAGUUCUAGUCAGAAUUCAGGUGGAUCUGCAAGUUACUUAGGACAAAGUUCAGGUGGUUCUAACACAAGAAAUGUUGUGAACUCAUACUCAGGUAUUAAUGGUGGAAAUAGUGGUUAUAUAGGAGGAAGCAACAACUAUGGUGGAGGUAGUAGCAACUAUGGUGGAGGAAGUAUAAACUAUGUUGGUCCCAACCAUGGUAAUUCUCACAACAGAUUCAAGAAAAAUAAUUUUUACUGUGACUUCUGCCACUUCAAGGGACACACUAGAGAAACCUGCUACAAACUAAUUGGCUACCCUGCUGAUUUCAAGACAAAGAAGAAGUAUCAUAAUAGCCCCUCAGGAAAUGCUGCUUUUUAUUCACAUGAUAAAACUGCAAGUGGAGGAUCAACAACUAACUUUGCAGGGUCUUCUCACAUGCACAAUGGUGCCAACACUAAUUCACACAUGCAGGGCCUGAUGUCUGUGAUUUCCCAAUUUACUCAGGAGUAG
This is a messenger RNA of Lycium barbarum (goji berry), 654 nucleotides long. RefSeq names its product glycine-rich RNA-binding protein 1-like. The transcript has a single exon. Bases 1 to 654 code for a protein of 217 amino acids. The record is from RefSeq and is a predicted model, not a curated record. NCBI's taxonomy places the organism in Eukaryota, Viridiplantae, Streptophyta, Magnoliopsida, Solanales, Solanaceae.